AUGGACACAACUCAAUGGCCUCAGGAGAUUAUGGUGAAGUCAUUAUCAACAAACACAAGUGAAAAGAAACCAAGGCCAGAAAAACAACAAGCUGUUAAUUGUCCAAGAAGGUACUGGACUCAAGGUGGAUCCAUUAGAAACAUUCCUGUUGGAGGUGGAACAAGAAAAAACAACAAAGUCAUUAGAUCUUCUUCUAAUCGUGUUUCAAAUGCAACAAAAAACCUACCUAGUAUUCUUGUUACUAGCUCACAAAAUCAAAACCAUAAUAAGAUCCAUCAUGAAGAAAGACAAGAUCUAAACUUGGAUUUCACUUCUGCUUCUUCUCCUAGUUUCUCAGUAUUGGAGCUUCUCACUGGGAUAACCACUUGA
Molecule: messenger RNA, 369 nt
Organism: Vicia faba (fava bean)
Lineage: Eukaryota; Viridiplantae; Streptophyta; Magnoliopsida; Fabales; Fabaceae
Source: the annotation of a GenBank genome assembly